CCGAAACGCGAUAGAAGACGGUGGACGAGGCAGGAAAGUGAGAGGAAAAAAAAAAAAAAAAAAAAGAACAAAAAAAAAGUAAAACCAGGAGAGGCGUUUUUGGUUUGACGAAGAGGAUGAGUGCGCAACAGGAGCGUCUGUAACAGCUGCAGGCACUGAGGGGAUCUGAAGGGGGUUUGGGUGUGCGCCACUUGGGUCCCUUUCCAAUGGAGAAAGAAGCGCUGAUGCCACACUUCUAAAAGUUUAUUUUGGUCACUUAUUGGGCUCUUGGUUUGACCAUCAGACCGUAAACUAAUUCACACCAAGUAACUUUUUGCUCUGAAACUACUUGAUUUUGUUUAAAAGUGAGCAGAAUAAGAUAAAUCAUAUGUGUCCCAAUAAGUAGACAGUUUUAAUCAUCAUCUCCAGUCAGCCCAGAACCUCAUGAUUUGGAAUGGACCAGGAUUUGAGCCUCAUUCACAUGCUAUCACCCACCUGGAACUGGGCUGUCACCGCCGGCACCGUGAGCCACUGACUCCUGGGAGCCACAACUCUCCCCAAUGAAGCAGUCCUGGUGGGCCCGCCUGGCACAGCUUGGCCUGCUUGCUGUGUGGACUUGCAUAUGGCUGGUGCAGGGAUGUGGACCGGGCCCUGGGUACGGCAUCCGCUCCAGGCCCAGGAAACUCGCAGCCAUGCACUACAAGCAGUUCUUCCCCAACUUCUCAGAAAACAACCUUGGGGCCAGCGGGAGAGCGGAGGGCAAGAUCACUCGCAACUCGGAUCGCUUCAAUGAGCUUGUGUGCAACUACAACCCAGAUAUUGUGUUUAAGGAUGAAGAGAACACCAACGCAGACCGAUUUAUGACUAAGCGAUGCAAGGACUGUUUGAACAGGUUGGCGAUUGCAGUCAUGAACCAGUGGCCAGGCGUCCACUUACGUGUGACAGAGGCCUGGGAUGAGGACGGUCACCACCCUCCUGGCUCUCUGCAUUAUGAGGGUCGUGCUGUGGACAUAACCACUGAUGACAGAGAAACGGAGAAGUAUGGACUUCUAGCCCAGCUGGCGGUGGAGGCUGGCUUUGACUGGGUCCACUACGAGUCCAAGUAUCACAUCCACUGCUCGGUGAAAGCUGAUCACUCUGUUGCAGUGGAAAAGGGUGGCUGUUUCCCAGGCUGGGCCCGGGUGACUGUUGCUGGAGGGGGACAGAAGACGCUGUCAUCACUGGCUCCUGGGGACAGAGUCAUGGCCAUGUCUGCGACAGGCCAAAUAGUGUUCAGCCAAGUCCUCCUGUUUCUGCACCAGGACCCAGAGAGCUGGUCUACUUUUCUGUCUCUGGAGACAGAGGAUGGUCACAGAUUGACCCUUACUCCACAUCACUUGAUCUUUUUAGCCCCUCAUGGUGAACUCCACAGCAGUGAGUACCAGGCUCAGUUUUCCAGCAGAGCCAAACCAGGUGACUAUGUUCUCAUUCAUACUGCUGCAGGUCAAGUCCGUCCUUCUAAAAUCAUCUCAGUGUCAGUAGAGGAGAGCGUCGGAGUGUAUGCACCUUUAACAGAAGAUGGAACACUGUUUAUUGAUGGUGUUCUGACGUCCAGCUACGCAUUAGUGGAAGAUCACAAUCUCGCACACUGGGCGUUUGGACCUAUUCGGAUCUUCUCGUCAUUCAACCAGCUGCUUUGGGGAAAGAAAACAAAACAACAAACUAUAGACAGUAAAACUUCCUGCACUACAAGAGACAAAGCAGGCAUUUCUGUGAUCGACCACUUUCUAAAUAAACAGGACAAUCAGAGUGCACCGAUACGUAUGGAAAUGGAAGGAAAACAGUCCUUACAAAGACAGAUGUCCAAUGUACACUGGUAUGCCAGCUUACUCUACAAUAUUGGAUCUGUCAUCUUAGAUUCAAGCUUCUUUCAUUCUUAAAAACAUAUAUGUUCCACUGCUCAUUUGAUAUAACUUUGAAGCAUUUACACUAACACUUCCCUUUCCUCAUUCCUUCAGUAAAUUAAAAGCACUGGAGUAACUUGUUUUUUUUUUUUUUUUUUCUCAUGAUCAUAAUGAUAUACACGCUAUGGUAAAGGAAUUUUUUUUUUUUAUAUAAGGUUGAGUUCGGUGAAAUAGUUCUGUCUGAAAGAGAAAAUGUAAAAUGUCCACAUUAUGAGACUUGUAUAUUAGCUUAUUUGUACAUCAGACAUUUGUUUUAAUUAUGACAAUUACACAUGUAAAAAAAAUGUACUAUUCUAAUGGGAUAGGAAUGAAUUUUCACACAAUAGAAUCUUUAUUUUUGUACUGUUUGAAUCAUAAUAUAUAAAGUUUCAUUUUAUUAUAAUAAUUCCACUACAUGCAUUGUAUGUCCUCACUUGUCAUGUCAUAAAACUAAUUAAAAUGUCAUG
Messenger RNA from Sphaeramia orbicularis (orbiculate cardinalfish), 2368 nucleotides. RefSeq names its product desert hedgehog signaling molecule (gene dhh). Gene Ontology annotation, molecular function: patched binding; calcium ion binding. The record is from RefSeq and is a predicted model, not a curated record. The transcript has 4 exons. NCBI's taxonomy places the organism in Eukaryota, Metazoa, Chordata, Actinopteri, Kurtiformes, Apogonidae. Gene Ontology annotation, biological process: intein-mediated protein splicing; cell fate specification; protein autoprocessing. The coding region runs from base 540 to 1898 and encodes 452 amino acids.